Molecule: messenger RNA, 4926 nt
Organism: Nothoprocta perdicaria
Lineage: Eukaryota; Metazoa; Chordata; Aves; Tinamiformes; Tinamidae
Gene: NFRKB
Product: nuclear factor related to kappaB binding protein
Exons: 25
Coding region: 48-3917 (1289 amino acids)
Cellular component (GO): Ino80 complex
Molecular function (GO): protease binding
Source: RefSeq, a predicted model, not a curated record
CACGUGGCUUCUGCUUCGGGCGCGUAGGGAGGGCGGCGGGCGCAGAGAUGGACUCGCUGGAUCACAUGCUGACCGACCCGCUGGAGCUGGGAAUGGAGGGGAACGGCACCCGGAUCAUGGAGGACUGCAUGCUGGGUGGCACCAGGGUCAGCCUGCCCGAGGACCUGCUGGAGGACCCUGAGAUCUUUUUCGAAGUUGUUAGCUUGUCUACGUGGCAGGAGGUGCUGACAGAUGCCCAGCAGGAGCACCUCAAGAAAUUCCUGCCGCGCUUCCCGGAAAACAACCGAGAGCAUCAGAACAAACUCAUCUCCGCGCUGUUCAGCGGGGAGAACUUCCGCUUCGGAAACCCACUGCACAUCGCGCAGAAGCUUUUUCGGGAUGGACACUUUAAUCCUGAGGUGGUCAAAUACAGGCAGCUGUGCUUCAAGUCCCAGUACAAGCGCUACCUGAGCUCUCAGCAGCAGUACUUCUACCGCCUGCUCAAGCAGAUCCUGGCGUCCCGCAAUUACUUGCUGGAUUUAGCCAGGAGAGGAGGGCCUGAGAUGGCCCUGAAGAAAAGGCGCUUCUCACCGGUGUGUGACACGGAGGAACGGGACCGGCGGACCCACCGGCGCUACUUGAAGAUCCUGAGGGAGGUGAAAGAGGAGUGUGGAGACACUACCUUGUCUUCUGAUGAAGAAGAUCUGAGCUCCUGGUUUCCAAGUUCUCCGGCUCGUUGUCCAAGUCCAGCAGUUCCGCUGCGAGUGAUCCCCACGUUAUCCACUAUGGACAUGAAGACAGCAGAUAAGAUAGAACUUGGGGAAAGCGACUUGAGGAUGAUGUUGAAGAAGCACCACGAGAAACGAAAACGUCAGCCGGACCACCCAGAUCUAAUGACAGCCGACCUGACGCUUGAUGACAUUAUGACUCGUGUAAACGCUGGCAGGAAAGGUUCCUUGACAGCCUUAUUUGACCUCGCCACCCUGAAGAAAAAGGUGAAAGAAAAGGAAGACAAGAAGAAAAAGAAACUGAAAAUGAUUAAAUCCGAGGUGGAAGAUUUGGCCGACUCCCUAAGCAACAUGGAUGGGAUCCCACCAAUGUCUCAGGGUCCUUCUCCCAUCCCUCUGUCGUCUGUCAAAGAGGAACCUCUUGAAGACAUGAAGCCGUGCCUUGGAGUGAAUGAAAUAUCUUCCAGCUUCUUUUACCUUCUUUUGGAGAUUUUGUAUCUGGAAGGACCUGCUAGUCUCUCUGUGCUUGAGGAUAAAGUUCUAGAUUGGCAAUCUUCUCCUGCCAGCACACUGAAUAACUGGUUCUCCUUUGCCCCCAACUGGUCUGAAUUGGUUCUGCCUGCCUUGCAGUACUUGACAGGAGACAGCAGAGAUGUUCCUUCCAGCUUCUCCCCUUUUGUUGAAUUCAGGGAAAAAACUCAGCAGUGGAAAUUGCUUGGUUCUUGCCAUGAUCACGAGAAGGAAUUGGCAGCGCUUUUCCAGCUCUGGCUGGAGACCAAAGACCAGACUUUCUUCAAGGAGAAUGAAGACAGCUCAGAUGCCACAACACCAAUUCCCAGGGUAAGGACUGACUAUGUAGUCCGACCUAGCACUGGAGAAGAGAAACGUGUUUUUCAGGAGCAGGAGCGGUACCGUUACAGCCAGCCCCACAAGGCUUUCACCUUCCGGAUGCACGGCUUCGAGUCGGUGGUUGGGCCUGUGAAGGGGGUGUUUGACAAGGAAACCUCACUAAACAAAGCCCGAGAGCAUUCUCUCCUGCGCUCAGACCGACCAGCGUAUGUCACCAUCUUGUCCCUUGUUCGUGAUGCUGCUGCUCGCCUUCCUAACGGAGAAGGAACCCGUGCUGAGAUCUGUGAGCUGCUGAAAGACUCCCAGUUCCUAGCCCCCGAUGUCACCAGUGCUCAGGUUAAUACUGUUGUCAGUGGCGCUUUGGACCGUCUGCAUUAUGAGAAAGACCCUUGUGUGAAGUACGAUAUUGGCCGCAAGCUGUGGAUCUACCUGCACCGGGACAGGAGUGAGGAAGAGUUUGAACGGAUUCACCAGGCUCAAGCUGCUGCAGCAAAGGCCAAGAAAGCUCUACAGCAAAAGCCCAAACCUCCAGCGAAAAUGAAGUCGAGCAGCAAGGAGAGCUCAGCAAAAGCCCUGCCUAGCAGCAGCGCGGAGCCCGGCCAGCUGAGCCUCAGCGACUCCAGCCUGCCGCCAACGCCGGUGACGCCCGUGACGCCGACGGCGCCGGCCUUGCCCGCCACCCCCAUCUCCCCGCCGCCCGUGGCCGUGGUCAGCAAGGGCGGCCCCAGCGCCGCGCCGGAGCCCGCGAAACCCAGCCAAAGCGUCCUGCUGGUGUCCUCCCCCGCCGUGCCGCAGCUGGGCACGUUGCUGCCGGCGCCGCAGGGCUCCCCGGCGCAGGCGCCCGCGGCGCCACCCUCGGGCCUGCCCCAGGUGCGAGUGGUGACGGCCCCGAGCGGCCUCCCCGCUGCGGCUCCGCAGGCGCCCGUGGUCACCCAGCAGCAGCAGCCGCCCACGUCCACGCCUCAGAUCCGCGUCCCGGCCACGGCCUCGCAAACCAAAGUGCUGCCUCAGGCUGUGAUGACCUUGCCAGUGAAAGCUCAAAGCAGCCCCGUGCAGGUGCAGAGAGCGGCAGCCUCCGUGCCGGGGCAGGCGGGCAUCGCCGUGGCAGGGCUGUCCGCAGCUCCCAGUGCUGCUGUGAAACCGGUAACCAGCUCUCCGGGCAGCUCUGCUCCAAGCACCUCCUCUCCCACUGUCAUCCAGAACGUGGCUGGCCAGAACAUCAUCAAGCAGGUGGCUAUUACAGGGCAGCUCGGCAUGAAGGCCCAGCCGGGAAGCGGUAUCCCCCUCACAGCCACCAAUUUUCGGAUCCAGGGCAAGGACGUGCUGCGCCUGCCGCCCUCCUCCAUCACCACGGACGCCAAGGGCCAGACAGUGCUGCGCAUCACGCCGGACAUGAUGGCCACGCUGGCCAAAUCGCAGGUCACCACCGUGAAGCUCACGCAGGACCUGUUCACGGCGGCGGCGGGCAGCGGCGCCAGCAGCAAGGGCCUCUCUGCCACGUUGCACGUGACCUCCAGCGCCGUCCAGCCCGCCGACUCUCCGGCCAAAACCAGCGCGGCCGCUUCCAGCGCGCCGGGGAGCACCAUGGUCAAAGUGACUCCCGACUUAAAGCCCGCCGAGCCCCCGAGCUCAGCCUUCAGGCUGAUGCCCGCCCUGGGCAUGACGGUGGCGGAGCAGAAGAGCAAAGCGGCCCCCACGGCGGCAGCCAGCGAGGCCAAGGCGGCCGCCACCAUCCGCAUCGUGCAGGGGCUGGGGGUGAUGCCCCCCAAGGCCGGGCAGGCCAUCGCCGUGGCCACGCACGCCAAGCAGGCGCCCGCUUCCUCGGCUGGGAGCGUGGCUGGCGUGGCCAGCGCCGCGGGCUCGCUGCCCGCCGCCUCCAAAGCGGUGGCCGUGGCCUCGGCCGCCGCCGGCACCCCCAUAACGUUGGGCCCCGGAGCCAGCGCCGUGCGGCAGGUGCCCGUGAGCACCGCGGUGGUGUCCACGUCGCAGGCUGGGAAGCUGCCGGCGCGGAUCACGGUGCCGCUGUCGGUGAUCAGCCAGCCCGUGAAAGGCAAGAGCGUCGUCACUGCCCCCAUCAUCAAGGGCAACCUGGGGGCCAACAUCAGUGGCUUGGGUCGAAAUAUCAUCCUGACUACGAUGCCUGCAGGGACAAAACUGAUCGCUGGGAACAAGCCAGUGAGUUUCCUGACCGCCCAGCAACUGCAGCAGCUGCAGCAGCAAGGCCAGGCCACGCAGGUGCGGAUUCAAACAGUCCCGGCCUCCCAUCUGCAGCAGGGAACAGUGUCUGGCACCACUAAAGCAGUCUCCACGGUGGUCGUGACGACCGCUCCAUCUCCAAAGCAAACCCAAGACCAGCUAUGAGCACCGGCUUGGAAGCAGAUCCAGGGGCAUCCCUGAUUCCGUUGGCACCAGAGCAAGGGAUUGGACUGAAACGCAGCACGUGCCAAAAGCAGCACGCGUGUCUGGAGGCAGCUUUGUGAUGUCUAGGUAGAAAUCAGCUGGGCUUACCAAACCAAGAUGGUUUUGGUCCCAGUGUGUAAAGCCAAGUCUUGUGGCACUGAUGGUGUAAGAAACGUCUUCCUCCUUUGUUCUCUUCCCAUGCAAAUGGCUUUUUUCCAAAAGCCACUUGUCAUUUCUGUGCGUUUUGGGUUGUAGACCAAGCAGGUAAUCUUGGGUCUUCCUUAACCAGUGAGACUUGCUUGGAGAAGGGGCAAUUCUUUGGCUCUUCAGGGGCACAAUGAAGAUACCUCCUCCUGGAGCCUAAUUGUCAAGACUUCAAGUGACUUAGACUUGGACACCCGAGUUUGUAACAUAGCCUGGAAGUAGCUCUCCUAACCCAUUCACUUCACUAUUUAUAGACUUUUUUUUUUUUUUUUUAAAUCUCUCUUCCCCAUCUCUCCAUGUGGGAGACAGAUCCCACUUCCAUGUCACACGUUUGUCAGCCUUUGUUAUGCUUAAAGGCAGGAAGAAUCCCUCAGCAGGGCAUUUUGUAUGGAAAAAAAUAGUAGCCACCAUGGGAAAGGGUGAGAACUGGAGGAAAAACAAAAUCUUUAUGUGCACAAACAAGUGUGUCAACAAGUGGAGUAUAUUGGAAAGGAAAAGGAGAAUGUUCCCCGGAAACUUCUUCCUUUAGUUUUCUUCAACUACCUUUUUAUCAGGCAAAGAUUGUAGCUUGUUUUAUAAAAAAAAAAAUGGACUGUGAUUUCAAAUACACCUGAGGAUUUGGACAGAGGAAAUGUUUUAGCCCGGCCUUUAGUUUGAUUCUUCUCUUUGGAAUUUUAUUUUCCAUGUAAAUUGUUUGAAUUUUGCACAUAACCGGAGACAAAUCUGUUGCUGUUCUGACGUGACCUGGAAGCCAUUCUUUGAAUGA